Camelus dromedarius (Arabian camel) is the source of this 6740-nucleotide messenger RNA. RefSeq names its product BicC family RNA binding protein 1 (gene BICC1). The transcript is spliced from 21 exons. NCBI's taxonomy places the organism in Eukaryota, Metazoa, Chordata, Mammalia, Artiodactyla, Camelidae. The record is from RefSeq and is a predicted model, not a curated record. Bases 1507 to 4284 code for a protein of 925 amino acids. Gene Ontology annotation, molecular function: RNA binding; protein binding. Gene Ontology annotation, cellular component: cytoplasm.
GUUUUUAAACAUUUGCCAUUACAAAAAAUGCUACCAUAAAUUGUCUUGUGCAUGCAUAUAUGUAGAUGCCAUUUUGCUCCUUUGUGAAUAUAUCUGUAGGAUAUACAUGGUAAUGCCAGAUUAGAGUUAUAUGCAUUUGCAUUUUUGAUCUGUGGUGCCAAGUUACCCUCCACAGAGGAAGUACCAGUCAUAACACCCAUCAGCAAUAUGUGGGCACUACAUAAUUUUUUUUUAACAGCUGCAUAUUAUUCUGUUAUAGGGAUUGCCAUAAUUUGUUUAAUCUGUCUCCUGCUUGUGAACAUUGAAAUCGUUUCUCUAUCACAUUUAUUUUGCUCUCAAAUCCGCACUGUUCUAUUGUACUAUGACUAAGCAACCCACCAUGAGGGAUUUGACAGUCUCAGGAGGGUCCUUGUGGUUAACUUAUUAUUGUCAUUAUCAUAACAACAGCACUACAAACUCUUUCCUAAGGGUGUCUGUGUCUAUGAUCUCACUUUUGUGGCUAGACCUCACCUCUAGCCCCUGGAAAUUUCUUCUGUGAACCCAGCAGGAUGACAUCCCUCAAGUCAAAUUCCACAGCUUUGAAGCAGAUCAGGAGAUCAGGGCCCCCUAAUGACUGAUUACACACAGCUCUGACCCCACACAGCUUCAAGCUUGUUGAUUUCUGCAGCCUUUCAUCCCUGCAUCCUGAAGAUGAGUCCACCUCUUCCCCAGUGGGAAAGCAAACAGUGGAGCAGGAAAAGCAUGAUGCAUGUCCCCCAGGCUAUGCAGAGGGGAAACACUCUGAUCUCUGCAGUGACUUGUUUGCAAAAGCCUUUCCCUUAAUGCCAGAGGACCCAAGAGAGAAGUGGGAAUGGGGACUGGCACCUGGAAACUGAAGGUUUAUUGGCAUGAAGCAAUAUACAAAGUGGUUUCGGCUGAGCAUCUCCAGCUUCUCAUAUCUUAGUACUGCUCUAGCCUCAAACUUGGAUAGUUUCAUACUGUUUGUCAAAGAGUUCCCAAAUAUUUAUAAGUUUUCAGAGAUGAUGGUCUUAGGGUAGGGACAGUUCUCAGAAAAGAGUGCUACAAUUCCUGCCAUGGUGGCUUUUUCUCAAUCUCCUUGGCUUCUCUAGAUUGUAUCCAACUAGAAAUCAGAGUGACAUUGAAAUGCUAGUAGAAAUUAUUUUGGCCAGAGACACAUGAAUAUUUAAAUCCUACCAAAGAAUAACCAAGAAAGGCAUAUAGUCAAGGAAGGUUAACAAAGGAAAACAGAGGAAUGCUUGAUUGAAAAAUGUGCUCCUUGACCCCUAAACCCAAUAUAGACAAUUCAUAUGAAGUUGUCCAAAGAGGAAGCCUAUCCUUACUCAAUUUCACCCAUCCAAAGAUCCCCAGCCACAGUUCUGGUGUACCACAAAAUGGCCAUGAGGGAAGAAGAGGGACGAGAAGGAGAUGACUACAACCCGUGAGCAUAGACCCUGGACCUUACCACCUUAGCAGCUUGGAAGGAAGACAAAAGAGAACCACACUUCUAUGGAUGCACCUCCAGGGGGAAGCAUGAUCAAGCAAGGACAAGCUGCUGCUGAAGGAAAAGGCAAAAGUGGGGAAGACUUUUUUCAAAAGAUUAUGGAGGAAACAAAUACGCAGAUUGCUUGGCCGUCAAAACUGAAGAUUGGAGCCAAAUCCAAGAAAGAUCCCCAUAUUAAGGUUUCUGGAAAGAAAGAAGAUGUUAAGGAAGCCAAGGAAAUGAUCAUGUCUGUCUUAGACACAAAAAGCAAUCGGGUUACCUUGAAGAUGGAUGUUUCACAUACAGAACAUUCUCAUGUCAUCGGCAAAGGUGGCAACAAUAUUAAAAAGGUGAUGGAAGAAACAGGAUGCCACAUCCACUUUCCAGAUUCCAACAGGAAUAACCAAGCAGAAAAAAGCAACCAGGUAUCUAUAGCAGGACAACCGGCAGGAGUAGAAUCUGCCCGAGUUAGAAUUCGGGAGCUGCUUCCUUUGGUGCUGAUGUUUGAGCUACCGAUUGCUGGAAUUCUUCAACCAGUGCCCGAUCCUAAUUCCCCCUCUAUUCAGCACAUAUCACAAACGUACAACAUUUCAGUGUCAUUUAAACAGCGGUCCCGCGUGUAUGGUGCUACUGUGAUAGUACGAGGGUCUCAGAAUAACACAAGUGCUGUGAAGGAAGGAACUGCCAUGCUGUUGGAACAUCUUGCUGGGAGCUUGGCAUCCGCCAUCCCCGUGAGCACACAGCUAGAUAUUGCAGCUCAACAUCAUCUCUUUAUGAUGGGUCGAAAUGGAAGCAACAUCAAACAUAUCAUGCAGAGAACGGGUGCUCAGAUCCACUUUCCCGAUCCCAGUAAUCCACAAAAGAAAUCCACCGUCUACCUCCAGGGCACCAUUGAGUCUGUCUGUCUUGCAAGGCAAUAUCUCAUGGGUUGUCUUCCUCUUGUGCUGAUGUUUGAUAUGAAGGAAGAAAUUGAAGUCGAUCCACAGUUCAUUGCUCAGUUGAUGGAGCAGCUCGAUGUCUUCAUUAGUAUUAAACCAAAGCCAAAACAGCCGAGCAAGUCUGUGAUUGUGAAAAGUGUUGAGCGAAAUGCCUUAAAUAUGUAUGAAGCAAGGAAAUGUCUCCUCGGACUUGAAAGCAGUGGGGUUACCAUAGCAACCAGUCCGUCCCCAGCAUCGUGCCCUGCCGGCCUGGCAUGUCCCAGCCUGGAUAUCUUAGCUUCAGCAGGCCUCGGACUCACUGGACUAGGUCUUUUGGGACCCACCACCUUGUCUCUAAACACUUCGACUUCUCCAAACUCACUCUUGAAUGCUCUCAAUAGCUCAGUCAGUCCUUUGCAAAGUCCGAGUUCUGGCACCCCCAGCCCCACAUUGUGGGCACCCCCACUUGCGAAUACUUCAAGUGCCACAGGUUUUUCUGCUAUACCACACCUUAUGAUUCCAUCUACUGCCCAAGCCACAUUAACCAAUAUUUUGUUGUCUGGAGUGCCCACCUUCGGGCACACAGCUCCAUCUCCGCCUCCUGGCUUGACGCCUGUUGAUGUCCAUAUCAACAGUAUGCAGACAGAAAGCAAAAAAAUCUCUGCUUCUUUAAAUGGACACGCACAGUCUCCAAAUAUAAAAUAUGGUGCAAUAUCCACCUCGCCGCUUGGAGAAAAAGUGCUUAGUGCGAAUCAUGGUGAUCCUUCCAGACCAACAACUGGAUCUGAGCAGGUGUCUCCCAAAUCAAAUCCUGCAGAAGGUUGUAAUGAUGCUUUUGUUGAAGUCGGCAUGCCUCGAAGUCCUUCUCAUUCUGGAAAUGCUGGUGACUUGAAACAGAUGAUGGGUCCCUCCAAAGUUUCCUGUGCUAAGAGGCAAACAGUAGAACUAUUGCAAGGCACGAAAAACUCACAUUUGCACAGCACUGACAGGUUGCUCUCAGAUCCUGAACUGAGUGCAGCAGAAAGCCCUCUGGCUGACAAGAAGGCUCCAGGGAGUGAGCGGGCUGCAGAGAGGGCUGCAGCCGCCCAGCAAAACAAUGAAAGGGCCCGCCUGGCCCCACGGCCAUCAUAUGUCAAUAUGCAGGCAUUUGACUAUGAACAAAAGAAGCUAUUAGCAACCAAAGCAAUGUUAAAGAAACCAGUGGUGACAGAGGUCAGAACACCCACAAAUACCUGGAGUGGCCUCGGGUUUUCUAAAUCCAUGCCAGCUGAAACUAUCAAGGAGCUGAGGAGGGCCAACCAUGUGUCCUAUAAGCCCACAAUGACAACCACUUUUGAGGGCUCGUCGAUGUCCCUCUCGAGGUCCAACAGUCGUGAGCACCUGGGAAGUGGAAGCGAAUCUGAUAACUGGAGAGACAGAAAUGGAAUAGGACCCACAAGGCAUAGUGAAUUUGCAGCUUCUAUUGGCAGCCCCAAGCGCAAACAGAACAAAUCAACGGAACACUAUCUGAGCAGCAGCAAUUACAUGGACUGCAUUUCCUCGCUGACAGGAAGCAACGGCUGUAACCUGAACAGCUCUUUCAAAGGCUCUGACCUCCCUGAGCUCUUCAGCAAACUGGGCCUGGGCAAAUACACAGACGUCUUCCAGCAGCAAGAGAUUGAUCUUCAGACAUUCCUCACUCUCACAGAUCAGGAUCUGAAGGAGCUGGGAAUUACGACUUUUGGUGCCAGGAGGAAAAUGCUGCUUGCAAUCUCAGAAUUAAAUAAAAACCGAAGAAAGCUUUUUGAACCACCAAAUGCACGCACCUCUUUCCUGGAAGGCGGAGCAAGUGGGAGGCUACCCCGUCAGUAUCACUCAGACAUUGCUAGUGUCAGUGGCCGCUGGUAGCAGGACCCUUCAGGCACACGCCCGCCAACUCUGUCAAGUGGACACAGGAGCUCUGUGAACAGUCUUCACUGCACACCGUCCUCAGCACUCUGGGUGUCUGGUAUCAGGACCAAAGCAUCUUAUUCGCACCUGAACUUUGUGCCAGAAAGGAAGAAAAAAGAGAAGAUGUUCUUAUGUCACCAUACAGAAUGCCACAUGUGGAUCACUUUUUUUUUAAUGGCAAUUGGACAGAAUUUGCAAUAUGAGGAUAGGGCUUUUUUUUCCCGUUUUUAUUUACCUAUAUAACAUGUGCACUGAUUUUUUUUACUUAAAAUGAAGGAUGAGUUGACAUCUGGGAUGCCAGAAAACAUAGAACUUAUUUUGUUUGCUUUUUGGUAUUUGGGGAUUUUUAAAAAAAUAAUCAAAGUGGAAUUUCCUGGCACUGCUUUAGAGCAAUUGCUGAGGGCUUGCAGCACUUUACGCUUUCUAGCUUCUCGUCCUGUGGAAAUGCUCUCUUUCAUUUUCAUGUCACUUGAUGUAUUGGUACGAAUCGGAUUUAGUCACAUCUUUUCUGCGUUAAAUUUUUAUUUGAAUUAGUACUGGAUUAUUAGUUUUUGUGCAGAAUAUUCUGUGACUUUGGGAAAUAGUGACUCCACUUGGUUCUGGACCAGUUCUGUUCAUUUAUGUCAGCAUCCUAGGAACACUCAGUGUUGAACCUAGUUCACCGUAACAGGUACAAGCAAAGAAAGACCAAAUGGACUUUGCAAUAUUAACCCUUUGCAGUCAUCAUAUUUAGCUGCUGCCUUUAUUGCUAAAAUGAUCUUAAUGGUUAUCUGAAGGCAAAGGGCUAUUCUUAGUAUACUGCCACUAAAGGACACUUAUUUAUAUCAAACUUUUAUUUUUAGAUAUUAUAAGCAUACAGUACAUAACUGAUUAAAUUGAUAUCUACUAGAGAUUUAUGAUAGAGAAUGGACGGCAUUCAAUAACUGGAGCCCUAGAUUGUCACUUUAUUUAAAAAAGACAAAUAAUCAUCUGACAAGACAGCACUGUUGCCAUUAGGAGGAGAAAUACAUUACUGUCUUUAUGUACACAUUAGCUGUGCUCCAUAUGGUCACAGGACUUUCCUAAAACCACAUCUGUCUGCUUGAAGUAGACUUGGGUUUGUUGAGAAUGGAAAGGCUUUAUUUGAGUCUCCAGGGUAACAAUUUAUAAAGACAGCUGAAUUCUGAAGGAGGGGGAAAAAAAGACUAUUUUGUAAGUGGCUAACUCAUCGUUACAAUCUUAUACUGUGAAAGUCCAAGAAAUCAGGCAACAUUGUUUCCUAGGUCUUUUCAGACAUCUUCUUAUGGAUUUAUGAAGGGUUUUCAAUCCAUGAAGAAAAUCACUAAGUGCCUUUCUUUCUUUAAAGCAUUAUUAUUUCCAAGUGUAUUAAUUUGUUGGAAAACUUUCCCAUAGGAAAUGUUGUGACUUACCUGUACUGUAAUGACUUAUUUAUGUUCAGUAUUCAAGACUUUCUACGUGGACAUAAACCACUGUCACGUCCUCUCCUCAGAAGGCAUUAGAUAAUCAUACAGAACAACUGGGGACUUUCAUACAAGUGCGGGAUCAGAAACACUUGUCUGACAUUUUUCCAUGGCUAAGUGUUACCAUUAAGGUAAGAACAAGAAUUAAAAUUUUGCACAGAGAAAAAUUCACUUAAAAAAAUUGGUUACCUUGAAGGCAUAGAUAAUGGACCUGUCAUAAAAUUAUCAAUUGUAACGGCUCUAAGGGGAUGUAGAACUAACUUGCUCCCUGUGCAAAUACAAUGGUAUCAUCCUGCACACGUCACAUGUAUGCAGGUCACUACGGGAAGCUCCCUGCCUUAUGGGGCUGUAUGAACACAUCAUGCUACACAUUCAGCACAGGGUAAGAAUUCCAGAUCUGUUUCCUGUUCAACAACUAUACUUACUAAGAUCUUCCCAAAUAGAAAAUAAUCAUUUAGAGUUUUAUCCCAGCUCUCAACCUGUUGCAUCUGUAGCAGGAGGAAGAUGGAAUGGAUUUACAGUGUUAAGUUGAUACAGGUUUUAUGAACAGUGCUUUAAUAUUAUGCCAAAGGGAAAAGUGUCCCAAUUAAACUAGAUUAAAUAGGGUGGCUAAAAAAAAUAAAUAAAAACACUGGAAAUGACUUUUCUCACUUUCUCUUGAUGCAAUGAAGGGAAUAUGACACUACAGUAUACGGUGUUAUCAGUGUUAUAUGAUGCACAAAAUAUUUGGAUUAUUUGAAUAAAUGUUAGUUUUUAAUCAAUCUGUGCCUUAAUAGUGACCGGUUAUCUGUAAAUAUAGAACAGAUACAGAUUGUAUUUUUGUGUGGGUUUUUUGUCCUUUUAGUGAUUUUUUUUUAAAAAUGAAAGAUGGAAUUAAACAUUGAAAAUGGGAAUUUUUCUAAACUAAUCAAUUGUUAUAUGAAAAAUAAAUUUAUAUAAUCCGUUUGUAUUGCC